Spinacia oleracea (spinach) is the source of this 1697-nucleotide messenger RNA. RefSeq names its product ribonuclease H2 subunit A. NCBI's taxonomy places the organism in Eukaryota, Viridiplantae, Streptophyta, Magnoliopsida, Caryophyllales, Amaranthaceae. Bases 113 to 1009 code for a protein of 298 amino acids. Gene Ontology annotation, molecular function: RNA binding; RNA-DNA hybrid ribonuclease activity. The transcript has 9 exons. Gene Ontology annotation, cellular component: ribonuclease H2 complex. The record is from RefSeq and is a predicted model, not a curated record. Gene Ontology annotation, biological process: mismatch repair; DNA replication, removal of RNA primer.
CAAUACCAGAAAGCCUCGUCUCCUUACCCCCUACUCUCCCUCUACAUUCUUCUAACCUAGUCUGCUGCUGGUUUCUGGCGGGAAACUCACAGAGAAAGAGAAAAAGAGGAAGAUGGCAUCAGAAGGAGAGCUACCCAAAUGGGCAUUAGAGCCUUGUAUGAUGGGCAUCGAUGAAGCUGGAAGAGGGCCUGUUCUAGGGCCGAUGGUAUAUGGAUGCUUGUAUUGUGCUGUUUCUUUCCAGAAUGCUCUAGCCUCAUUAAACUUUGCAGAUUCAAAAACUCUCAAGGAAGAGAAAAGGGAAGAGUUGUUCGAAUCGUUGAAGGCCAAUGAGUCUAUUGGAUGGAGUGUUGAUGUAAUAGAUCCACGAGAACUGUCAGCUAAAAUGUUGAAGAAGAGUAAGAUAAAUCUUAAUGAAAUAUCACAUGACUCGGCAAUGGGCCUUGUCACACGAGUGCUUAAUAUGGGUGUGCUUCUAACACAGGUUUAUGUGGAUACAGUUGGAGAUCCUGACAAGUACUGUGCAAAGUUGUCUGAAAGGUUUCCAUCUAUUAAAUUUGUGGUUGCCAAGAAAGCUGACAGUCUUUACCCUGUUGUCAGUGGAGCCAGCAUAGUUGCAAAGGUUACUAGAGAUCGGGCUUUGCGUAAUUGGAGCUUUGAUGAAUCAGCCGAAAACAUGCACAGGAAGUUCGGAUCUGGCUAUCCUGGAGAUCCUGAGACUAAGGCCUGGCUAGAACAUCACAAACAUUCUAUUUUUGGAUUCCCUACAUUGGUACGCUUCAGCUGGGGCACUUGCGCUACCUACUUCAAGAACGGUGCUGAAGUAGUAUGGGAAGCUGAUAGUGCCUUGGACGAGGAUGGUACAGCUAACAAAAAUGGCAAGCGACAGCUCAAGCUCAGCAGUCUUGGCUUCACAGGGGGCAAGAGAAAUAGUGAGGAGAUUGAGUCCAGUGGUAAAGGUCGCUGCAAGUUUUUCCAGAACCGCAAGCUUGAACAGCUUACACAAUUCUAGAUUAGCAUAAGCUCACAGGAAACAAAACAAAACAAAAGCAGAGAAAGAGUGAUGGAUACUAUUAGCAUAGCGAAGUUGCAGUUGGAUGUGUGGACACCAGCUCCAUGGCGGAGGUGAUCACGACUACUGACACUAUCAGCUCCAUUAAGAGGUCUUCCGGGUUGCCUAGCCGAUGAUGAUUCACCAUUUCCAUUCCCUUCACUGCCACCAUGACCACUACCUCCUUCACCACCCCCAUGACCUAUUCUCAUUUUCUGUACUAAUCCACUUUGUGCAUGGUUUCUUUCCUGCAAUUCAACUGAAACACAUUGCUAUUAUGGGUUAUGAGUUAUGUUAUGCAUCUGCAUAUAGUGAACUAUUGAAUUUUUUAAAAACCUCUUGUGGAUUAUUUACUGGGUGUAUCAUGUGAUUUUAGAGGACUAUGCCCCUCACGUUAUUCGUAAAGCUAGGAAGUUCUCUAUCCAACUCUAGAAAAAAAAAAUAUUUCUUACAGUUACAAGCUGUAAUUUAGAGUUAUCCUUCAUACAGUUCGACUAGGCCUGCCUUUAAUUGCAGAGAUGCUUUUAUAUUCAUCUUUGGAUGUCUGUCUGUGUAUAUCUACUUGUUGCUUAUGAGUUUGUAGGAUCUGUUCUGUAAUAAGCUUGAUAUACUGUUAAAGGAAAACGAAUCGAUCAGCUUGGUUAUUUCA